Molecule: messenger RNA, 8187 nt
Organism: Melanotaenia boesemani (Boeseman's rainbowfish)
Lineage: Eukaryota; Metazoa; Chordata; Actinopteri; Atheriniformes; Melanotaeniidae
Gene: lamc1
Product: laminin, gamma 1
Exons: 28
Coding region: 336-5123 (1595 amino acids)
Molecular function (GO): extracellular matrix structural constituent
Source: RefSeq, a predicted model, not a curated record
UCUGCGCUCCGGAGCUGCGCAGUAGCGGACUGGGUGUAGUCUGGACUCCCGUCUUUUCCUGCCGGAGUUUGCUGCAUGGCGGCGGACACAAAGAGCUGAGGCCCGAGCGAAGAGCGACACACAGCAGCAGCACAGCCGGGAGACGAGCUGCAGGACGCGGCCUGGAGCAGCCGAGCCGCCGCUGAUGACUUUUCCCGCAUCUUUUUCUUGAUGCUUGUCGCUGUUUCUGCGGAAUCUGCCGCUAACCGGAGAGCCGCCGCAAACUUUGGAUAAGUUUUGGGAAAGUUCGUGUGGGAGUUUUCUGGACGAGAAGGAGGACGGAGCGGGUCGAGAGAAUGCAGAGUUUGAUCCGGGCUCUGGUGCUUUGGAGCGGGGUGGCCGCGGUGUGUGUCCGCGCAGCCAUGGACGAGUGCGCGGACGAGCAGGGCCGACCGCAGCGCUGCAUGCCCGAGUUCGUGAACGCAGCUUUUAACAUGACGGUGGAGGCCACCAACACCUGCGGGUCUCCGCCCGAGGAGUACUGCGUGCAGACCGGAGCCACCGGGGUCACCAAGUCCUGCCACAUCUGCGACGCGCGGGACCCGCGGAACCACCACAGCGCCGUGUACCUGACCGACUACAACAACCAGCAGGACACCACCUGGUGGCAGAGCCAGACCAUGCUGGCGGGGAUCCAGUACCCGAACUCCAUCAACCUCACCCUGCACCUCGGUAAAGCCUUUGACAUCACCUACGUGAGGCUCAAGUUCCACACCAGCCGUCCCGAGAGCUUCGUCAUCUACAAGCGCACCAGAGAGGGUGGCCCCUGGGUGCCGUACCAGUACUACAGUGGCUCCUGUGAGAAGACCUACCAGAAGCCAAACAAAGGCUUCAUACGAACUGGAGAGGACGAGCAGCAGGCGCACUGCACCGACGACUUCAGCGACAUCUCGCCGCUGACCGGAGGAAACGUGGCCUUCUCCACGCUGGAGGGACGACCCAGCGCCUACAACUUUGACAACAGCCCCGUCCUCCAGGACUGGGUGACGGCCACAGACAUCAGAGUGACCCUGAACAGACUCAACACUUUUGGAGACGAGGUUUUCAACGACCCCAAGGUCCUCAAAUCAUAUUACUACGCCAUCUCUGACUUCGCUGUGGGUGGAAGGUGUAAGUGUAACGGCCACGCCAGCGAGUGUGUGAGGAACAGUGUAGGACGGCUGGUGUGUAACUGCAAACACAACACGGAGGGUGACGACUGCAACGUGUGCAAACCAUUCUUCAACGACCGGCCGUGGAGGAGAGCGACGGCCGACAACCCCAACGAGUGUCUCCCCUGCGACUGUAACGGGAAGAGCUCCGAGUGUUACUUUGAUGCGGAGCUGUACCGGGCCACAGGUCAUGGAGGCCACUGCAGAAACUGCGCCGACAACACAGACGGGCCCAACUGUGAGCGCUGCCUGGACAACUAUUACAGAGACCAGAGCGGCAGCCGCUGCCUGCCCUGCAGCUGCAGCCCCACCGGUUCUGAGUCUCCUCAGUGUGACAACAGAGGUGUGUGUGCAUGCAAACCAGGCGUGACCGGAGAGAAGUGCGACCGCUGCCAGCCGGGAUACCACAGCAUGACGGAGGCCGGCUGCAGGCCAUGCUCGUGCUCACCUUCAGGCAGCACCCAGGAAUGCGACGUCAACACGGGUCAGUGCCACUGUAAAGACAACGUGGAGGGGUUCAGCUGCGACAGGUGUAAACUGGGUUACUUUAACAUGGACUACAAAAACCCUCAGGGCUGCACGCCAUGUUUCUGCUUCCAGCACUCAUCAGUGUGCGACAGCGCUGAAGGCUACAGCAUCCACACCAUCACCUCGUCCUUCAGCAGAGAUGAAGAGCAGUGGAGGGGUCAGCAGCGGGAUGGAGCCAGUGUCCCGGUCCAGUGGUCUCCCAGCGGACAGGAAGUCUCCCUUAUCUCUGAUGACUACUUUCCCAUGUACUUUGUAGCCCCAGGCAAGUUUUUGGGGAACCAGAUGUUGAGUUACGGACAGAACCUGAGCAUGAAUUUCCGCGUUGAGCGGCGGGACGCUCGCCUGUCGGCUGAAGACCUGAUCCUGGAAGGGGCUAACCUGCGGGUGGCCGUCCCCCUCAUCGCCCAGGGCAACGCCUACCCCAACGAGAACAUGCAGACCUUCGUGUUCAGGCUACAUGACAGCACUGACUACCCCUGGAGGCCGCCCAUCAGCCACCCUGACUUCCAGAAACUUCUCCACAAUCUGACGGCCAUCAAGAUCCGCGGCACCUACAGCGAAAGGAGUGCUGGUUACCUGGACAACGUCUCCUUGGUGACAGCAAGGCGAGCUCCCGGUGUGCCGGCCCUCUGGGUGGAGCAGUGCACCUGUCCUCAGGGUUACCAGGGUCAGCACUGUGAGCAGUGCACUCUGGGAUACCGCCGCGCCCGGCCGGAGCUCGGACCCUUCAGCCCGUGUGAGCCCUGCAACUGCAACGGACACAGCGAGGCCUGCCACCCUGACACCGGAGAGUGUGACUGUCAAGAUAACACCGCUGGCUUGAGCUGCGAGCGCUGUAAGGAUGGUUUCUAUGGCGACGCCACCCAGGGGACGCCUGAUCCCUGUCAGCCAUGUCCCUGUCCAGCUGGAGCCACCUGCGCCAUCGUUCCAGCAACCAGAGAGGUGGUGUGCACCAACUGUCCAGCUGGAACCACAGGUAAGCGCUGCGAGCUGUGUGACGAUGGGUUCUUCGGGGACCCUCUGGGUGAGAACGGACCAGUCCGAGCCUGCCGUUCCUGUAAGUGCAGCGACAACAUCGACCCCAACGCUGUUGGAAACUGCAACCGCGAGACCGGAGAGUGUCUUAAGUGCAUCUACAACACCGACGGCUUCUUCUGCGACCGCUGCAAGGAGGGUUUCUAUGGCAACGCCCUGGCUACUAACCCCGCUGAGAAGUGCCGACCCUGCUCCUGUUCUCCGCUGGGAACCGUGGACCAGCAGACCAGCUGCUCCCAGGUCACCGGUCAGUGUCAGUGUCUCCCCAACGUGGCUGAACGCGACUGCAGCGCCUGCCAGCCCGGAUUCUUCAACCUGCAGAGCGGCAACGGCUGUGAGCGGUGUAGCUGUAACGCGAUUGGCUCCACCAACGGUCAUUGCGAAAUCACUACAGGUCAGUGUGAGUGCCACCCCGGCGUCACCGGCCUGCGGUGUGAGCGAUGCGAGGUCAAUUUCUUCGGCUUCAGCUCGUCUGGAUGCAAACCUUGUGACUGCGACCCAGAGGGCUCCCAGUCGGGUCAGUGUAAGGAGGAUGGCCGCUGCGAGUGUCGGCCCGGUUUUGUUGGUGCUCGCUGCGACAUGUGCGAGGAGAAUUACUUCUACAACCGGUCAGCGCCGGGCUGCCAGCAGUGUCCAUCCUGUUACAGUCUGGUCCGAGACAAGGUCAACCAGCAGAGACAGAAGCUUCAUGACCUUCAGACUCUGAUUGAUAACCUCGGAUCGGGGCAGGACACCGUCAGUGAUAAGGCCUUCGAGGAUCGACUGAAGGAGGCAGAAAAGGCCAUCAUGGAUCUGCUGGAAGAGGCUCAGACCAGCAAAGAUGUGGACCGAGGCCUGCUGGACCGUCUCAACACCAUCAACAGCACCCUGACCACCCAGUGGAACCGCCUGCAGAGCAUCCGGAACACGGUGGACGACACCGGCGCUCAGGCCGACCGCGCCCGCAGCCGAGUUCGGGACGCCGAGAACCUGAUCGACCGAGCCCGACAGGAGCUGGACAAAGCCAAGGACGCCAUCGGCAAAGUGGACAUCAAACCCACUGGCGGCACCGGAGAACCCAACAACAUGACGCUGCUGGCCGAGGAAGCCCGAAACCUCGCCAACAAGCAUAAGAUGGAUGCCGACCAGAUCGAGAAGAUUGCCAAGGAUGCCAACGACACGUCGACCAAAGCGUACAACCUGCUGCUGAAGACUCUGGACGGAGAGAGCAAGACCAGCCAAGAGAUCGACGAGCUCAAUAAGAAGUACAACGAGGCGAAGGAGUUGGCCAAGAAUCUGGAGAAACAGGCCAACAAGGUUCAGGCCGAGGCAGAGGAGGCUGGAAACAAGGCUCUGAAGAUCUAUGCCAACCUGACUAGCCUCCCGCCCUUCGACGCCAAGGCCCUCGAGGAUGAAGCCAACAAGAUCAAGAAGGAGGCGUCGGACCUCGACAAGCUGAUCGACAAGACGGAGAAGGAGUACAAUGACCUGAGAGACGACCUGAAGCCCAAAGAGCAGGAGGUCCGAAAACUGCUGGAGAAAGGCAAGAGUGAGCAGCAGACAGCCGAUCAACUGUUGGCCCGAGCUGAUGCUGCCAAAGCUCAGGCUGAGGAGGCGGCAAAGAAAGGCCAGUCCACCUUCAGAGAGGCCGAGAACAUCCUGGACGACCUCAGAGACUUCGACAGGAGGGUCAACGACAAUAAGACCGCAGCCGAAGAAGCCAUGAAGAAGAUCCCCGCCAUCAACGCCACCAUCAUGGCCGCCAACGAGAAAACCAGGCAGGCCGAGGCGGCACUCGGUAACGCUGACGCUGACGCCCGAGAGGCCAAGAAAAAGGCAGAGGAGGCCGAGAGGAUCGCAAGCAACGUGCAGAAGGGCUCUGCCAAGACCAAGGAGGAUGCAGAGAAAGCCUUACAGGACACCAACAAGCUGGACAAGGAGGUCGACGACAUGAUGGAGAAGCUGAGUGAGGCUGAACAGGACUUGGAGAAGAAGAAGGCUGAAGCCGACCGCGACAUGAUGAUGGCCGCCAUGGCGUCGGAUAAUGCCAAAGAGGCGGAGGACAACGCCCGCAAGGCGAAGAGCACAGUGAAGACGGUCCUGAAGCUGAUCAUGAGUCUGAUGGACCAGCUGGGAAACAUCGACAAGGUGGACCUGAGCAAACUGAACCAGAUCGACGAGUCACUGAAGAGGGCCAAGGGGAAGAUGGCCGACAGCGAGCUGGACAAGAAGCUGAAGGAGCUGAAUGACGUGGCGCGCACUCAGGAGGAGAUGAUCGACGACUACGACCGGCAGAUCCGCGAGAUCCGUGCCGACAUCGCCAACCUCAACGACAUCAGGAACACAUUACCUGACGGCUGCUUCAACACGCCGUCUCUGGAGAGGCCUUAGCCCCGCCCACCUCCUCCAUCCGCCACGCCCCCUCCCCCACUCACGUCUAACACUCUGGCAAACACGCCGACUUUUACCAAAACAGUUUUUUACCUUUUGUUCUGAUCCUCAUGUCUUUGCCGACGUUUCAGCCACGUUCACCGGAAGCAGCCGCUUCGUUUUUCUGAGACGUGGUUUCGCUCCAAUGAACUCAGCGGCGUUGAGAAGCCGAGAGCCGGAAGAACCCCGGAGAAAAACAGAGCCACAAACCCGACGUGACUGCAGUCCGGGCGACUCUUCAAGCCACACGCAGUGAAGGAACCCUCAGCUCCUCCUCCCAAAGCUACAGCACACAAACAGCAGGGAAACACGCUCACUCCUCUUCCUCCGCAGUAUUUCCACCUCCAGCAGGUGGCGGCGUCGAGUUAAACCACAAGAACUCUGCCGAAGUCCCAGAAAUAAUCCGAGUGCACCAGAUAUAAAAAUCAUGAUGACAGCUCGUCUGCUUAAACCUGAUCCCUCCAGAUCCAGGUCCAGUUUCAGUACUGGAUCAGGACUCCAUAUGGGGGAUCGCUUCCUGUUUCUGACUUCCUGCUCGGCUCCACCUUUUCCUUCGUCACUGCACCACCAACAUUAUGUCAGGAGUCGUGCUGGUUCUGCAGUAACGCCUCCGAUCCACAACUUCUGGGCUUUUCUCUCGUAUCUGUAACGAUGACAUAAAGUCAUUUAACUGGAUUCAGAGUCGCGAAGCAGCAAACAAACGGUUAACUCCACGUUCAGAAUACGUUUUUUUUAACAUGUUUACAGGAAAACUUCAACGCCGCCUCCAGCCAGGUGGGGUUAAAGUGUUUAUUUGAUAAAACCGGACGUGUUUGCAUCGAGGCAGCAGGCGUGCUGCAUUUUAUGUUUGAUGCUUUUUCUCAUCUUUCAGAAUCUAAUUAGUUAAUUUAGUUUCACCGGGAUGAAAAUGGUGAAAAUAUUCCUGCCGUUCAUUUCUUUUAACACCAGUUAAAACUACUGAAUACAGAGAAAACCUGAAAGACCGGCUCUGACUGGAAUCAUGUCCUGACUUACCGAUUGCAAGUUAAAACUUUUUAAAUUUCUGUUUUUCCUUUUACGUUUUUUUUGGUGCUGUGGUAUUACCAUGUGUUGUUCUGGGACUGAGACGAUUAUUUUCUUACAUUUUUGUCAGAUAAACUGAGAAAUUAACAUUUUUAUGACCUGAGGGAAAUCUGACGUUUAUAAAAAAUAAAAUCUGAAAUUCUUGCCUGUCGUUACAGAAGAUGAAGUUUUACGGAUCAGAGGUGGUGCUGAUGUAAUUCCUUUACUGAACACUACAGGGCAGAGUAAAUGAGAUGGAAUUUCUUAGAAAAAGAAACAAAAUUCGUUGUAGGGAAGGCAAACUGACUCCUCUUUGUCUGAUAAACCUAAAUGAUCCUGCAGAUGAAACCAUGACGAUGUCACCAACACGUUCCCGUUCAGAAGAUGUGAAUGUUGUGGGAACUGGAAGCAGUUUUUCUUUUACAAGAAAAAAUCAUCAUAACCCUUAAAGCCCGACUCAAGGAAAUUAAAAUUUUUUAAAUCUAAAAUCUGAAUUUGGCCCUUUAACAAAUGUAAAAUAAAAAUUAAUAGAAAUUAUUUUUUUAUAUUCAUCAUUUAUUAACCUGUGAUGUGAAAUUAUUGUAGUGCAAAUGGUGUCCACCAGGGGGCAGAAGACACGCAUCAGAUUGUAUACGACAGGGUUUUCAUCAAAGAUUUUACCAUUAAGUGAUGCAAAAGGUCUCAAAGUAUUCAGAUACUUUUGAUAAUAAGACACACACAUCUGGCCACAUCUGGUGUGUAUCCAGCUGCAUGAACGUUAGACCGAGAAAACCAAGUCCAGAAGAUGUGAUGGAAAUACGCUCGAAAUUUGAACGACACCGUAGGAACAAGAUUUCCGUUUCAUGUGAAAACGUUUAAUCUUCCAGAUGUUUGAUGUGAAAGUUGUGGGAAAAGUUUUAUAAGAAAAAUAUUCACCUGGUUCCGAUACACUCCGGUCCUUCCCAGGAAAACUGUGAACACUCGUGCGGGACUUCGGCGUUUCGUCUUUGUUCCUCGUCGCGCUCCGACACCACUUCACGCUCCGACGUCCUUACACUACAGACUGAGUUUGUGUCGCUGCUUUUCACACGUUAACACCUGUUUCCAGGCUAAAUCCAACACUAUGCAACUUUGUACAUUUCUGCGUAGCAAGAAUUUUAUCUGAUACACUGGUGCUAAUAAUUAUUUUAAAUGUUAUAUUUUUGUGUGAAUGUUUUUUUAUUAUUAUGACAUAGAGAGAGGAAUUUGUUCUUUGUGUAAAUAUAAAUGAUCGAGGACUGGCUGAUUUUAUCACAAAUGAAACAUGCAAACUGCCCAGUUCUGUUUUUAUUACAAUCAAUCAACUGAAACCUCCAGCUAAAGUAUCUAUAUCUAUGAUAACGUCUGUGGUAUGUUAUUAUUAUUAUUAUUAUUAUUAUAUAUGCUUGCUUGUAUACAAGGCUCAUGCUGCUGCCUUAUAGCGAUGCCAUUACUUUGUGUUGUGUUGUGUUGAUUCUUUGUGGGUUUUCAGGAGUUAAAUCAACCGAACUGAGUUUCUGUCAUCGGUCAGGACAAAUUUUUUCACAUUUCGCAUGUUUGAAUUUGUGCCUUCAGGUGAAGCUGAACCACAUGAGGGUUUCCACGUUUUAUUAAACAUGAGUUUUGUUGGUGUCAUGCUGCCGCGUGUCGGUACUGCAGCGGGUUUUACAGAAUCAGGUCCUGACUGGUCACAGUCCAAACAGAAGCAACCGUCGGACUUGUGUUGUUUUUAUCUCCUCUGAUCAGAAAACAACGUCCUCGUGGUGUCCACCUUUGUGUCCUGAGCCGUGCAGCCUGUGCAGCUCCUGCAGACGUGAUGUAUAAACAGUAUUUUAAGUUAUAACGUACCAGAUGUGAUGAUGGAGGUGAUGAAGCUGCACAGCCUGCAGGAUGCUCCGUCUAUGUCCUGUUUCCAGCUCUGUGAGGACCUGACUGACCCUGUAAAUCCAAACUUAACAUUUCAAUAAUAAAAAAAACUACUACAGGA